AUGCCUGGAGACCCUUCAGCACCACGACGUUCGACCUCAGCCAGUCCAUCAAACAUCCCAAAAUGGAGCUUCGGCGUUCUCAACGACACAAAGACAGACAAAGUCCCGGGCACCGUCGUCUUGCUGGCCAAGACGAACGAGCCGCUCGGCGUUCGGCGGCAAUCUGGAGAUCAACGGCCUUCGACUAUGCCGUCGCAAGGUUUUGAACCAAUGCCCAUUGAAGAAGCCGACGUGCCCGAAAAGAAGCGUACUCCCAGCGGAAAAGUCAUACUUGAACCACAACCACACGAUUCUCCAAAUGAUCCUUUGAACUGGUCGUCAUGGCGAAGAGAUGCUGCUCUCUUGUCUUUGGGCUUCUACUGUGCUGUUGCUGGCGGCAUCACGCCGAUACUCGCUGCUGGAUUCAAGAAGGUGGCGGAAACCUACCACGUCACAUUCGAGCAGGUGGCCUUAACGACGGGCCUCUACAUGAUGGGUCUCGGCGUCGGAGGUCUGUUCAUGUCGCCCACAGCCAUACUGUACGGCAAAAGACCAGUCUAUCUUAUCUCGUCCGUGGCGUGCAUCGGCACCUCGAUUUGGUGUGCCUUCUCACCAAGCUAUGGCAGUCUAGUGGCUGCGAGGGUCUUCCAAGGCAUUUCCGUCAGCCCGGUCGAGUGUCUGCCCUCUGCAACCAUUGCUGAGAUCUUCUUUCUCCACGAACGAGCAUACCGGAUCGGGAUUUACGGCCUGCUAUUGCUCGGGGGCAAGAAUAUCAUGCCCUUGAUCUCGGCUGUCAUUAUUCAAGCUUCAAACUGGAGAUGGGUGUUCAAGACCAUUGCCAUUGUGGUAGCCUUUUGUUCUGUCAUGCUCUUCUUUUUCGUACCAGAGACUUUCUGGGACCGGACUCCUCGACCGGCUUCACAUACUCAGACAUCACUGUUGCAGCGAUGGACAUCUUUUGCGUCUACUGGAUCAUGGGGCAAUCGGGACCAUGGUCGAGGGCGUCAGUCAAUGGCGGCGGUCGUCGAGUCCGAUGAGAAAGACCCCGAAGCUGGCCACGCGGCCUCCGACGAAGACCAAGUCCUGAGAGACAGAUCGCAAUCCCCUCAUCUGCACGUCAAGCCUUCAGGAAUCAAGCUAAAUCCCGAUGAGGCCAAGCCUGGAGCUCCCGAGGAUCAACAUAGCCCGUUGCCUCACCUCCACAACCUCAACUCACCCUACUAUUCGAAUCUUGAGUCGAAUGACUCCUACUUUCCGCCCGGGCACAAGUCCGAAUCGAGUCAACCCAGCCAAGACACAGUGAUUCCGCAUCAUGACGGCUCCCAUUCACCAGAUCUUACGGAAAAGCGUGCGCAACUCGCUAAUAUCGAUACCGAGUUUCCGAGACCUCAACGCUACACGACUCAAUUGAUCAACGCGCCCGCGAAGUCGUACAAGAAGACCCUUAAGCCUUUCACUGGUCGACUUGCAGCUGACAGUUGGCUUCGCGUGGCCAUUCGACCUCUCAUUCUCUUUGCAUAUCCAUCGGUGUUGUGGUCGACCGUCGUCUACAGUAUCUCAGUUGGUUGGCUGAUUGUUCUGUCGGAAUCUGUCGCCCAUGUCUACGCCAACAAAGAAACCUAUGGCUUCACGCCUCUCCAGUGUGGUCUCGUCUACCUAUCUCCAUUCAUAGGUGGAGUCCUCGGAACCGCCAUAGCAGGCAAGGGUUCCGACUUCAUCGUUCGCGCGAUGGCUCGUCGUAACGAUGGAAUCUACGAGCCAGAAUUUCGUCUUGUGAUGGCCUUACCAAUCGGCCUGGCGACAUGCAUCGGAUUGAUGGGCUUCGGCUGGUCCGCCCAGGUCGGCGAUCCCUGGAUCGUGCCCACAAUCUUCUUCGGCAUCAUCUCCUUCGGAUGCUCACUGGGAGCGACAACAGCAAUUACUUUCUGCGUGGACUCCUACCGCCAGUAUGCUGGAGAGGCAUUAGUGACGCUCAAUUUUAGCAAGAACAUUUUCCAUGGCCUGGCGUUCAGUUUGUUCUUCCCAGCAUGGCUCGAGGCAAGAGGCACGCGGGAGGUGUUCGUCAUUCUGGGCAUCAUCGAGUUGCUGUGCGUGUCGACGGCCAUUCCAAUGUACAUCUAUGGCAAAAGAGCAAGGAUGUGGACUGUGAGGAAAAAUCUGAUGGCAAAGUGGUGA
Cyphellophora attinorum is the source of this 2154-nucleotide messenger RNA. Its product is annotated as Protein HOL1. Gene Ontology annotation, biological process: transmembrane transport. NCBI's taxonomy places the organism in Eukaryota, Fungi, Ascomycota, Eurotiomycetes, Chaetothyriales, Cyphellophoraceae. The transcript has a single exon. Bases 1 to 2154 code for a protein of 717 amino acids. The record is from RefSeq and is a predicted model, not a curated record. Gene Ontology annotation, molecular function: transmembrane transporter activity.